Didymodactylos carnosus is the source of this 624-nucleotide messenger RNA. NCBI's taxonomy places the organism in Eukaryota, Metazoa, Rotifera, Eurotatoria, Philodinida, Philodinidae. The record is from the annotation of a GenBank genome assembly.
AUGACAGAAACUAUUUAUCGUAGAUUGAAAUGGAAAUCUACACGGAUAGCUAUUAUGCUUGUAGUGACAUUUGCAUUAGCAUCAAUUGAAUUUAUAUAUGGACUCUGUUUACGUUCUCCACUGUUAAUAUCAAAUGGUUUGUUUUCAUAUGCUGAAUCACUAGCAUUAAUCGGCAGCCUCAUUGUUCUUCGGUACACCAACCAUCAUCGUCGUCGAACAACGAAACAUAAAGGAAACACAUUCGGUUAUCAACGUUUGGAACUGUUAACGGGACUAUUACAAGAAAUAUUUCUGAUAUCCUUAUGUUUAAGUAUAAUUAUCGAUUCCAUUAAUCGCUUAAUUUAUGCACAGCAUAACUUGAAUGAUCAUUUACGUGCAAUUAUAGUGUUAGGAUCAGUUGGUAUAUUUAUUGGUCUUUUGGGGAUAUUUAUGUUCCAUUCAUAUCGCCACGAUCAUAGCAUUGAAAAUGAAAUAAAACAACAACAAAAUCAACUCAGUGGUGAUGGUCAUGACGAUAAUGAUAACAGACAUGAAUAUGAAGAAGAAGAAGAAAAAGAAGAAUUAAAAAUCUACGCAACAUUACAUGCGUUAUCAUUACACUCAUUUGUGAGUCCAUAUAUAUAG